Messenger RNA from Babjeviella inositovora NRRL Y-12698, 4419 nucleotides. Its product is annotated as aminophospholipid-translocating P4-type ATPase. The record is from RefSeq and is a predicted model, not a curated record. Bases 1 to 4419 code for a protein of 1472 amino acids. Gene Ontology annotation, biological process: post-Golgi vesicle-mediated transport; endocytic recycling; intracellular protein transport. The transcript has a single exon. Gene Ontology annotation, cellular component: plasma membrane. Gene Ontology annotation, molecular function: magnesium ion binding; ATP hydrolysis activity; ATP binding. NCBI's taxonomy places the organism in Eukaryota, Fungi, Ascomycota, Pichiomycetes, Serinales.
AUGCCCAGUUCUUCGACCCAGGAACCUGGGACGCCUGGUACCCAGGAUUCCAACCUGAGGAAACGGCACAGGGGGAUGUCGCUUCGUUCGCAGAUGUUCACCAAACAACUCCUAUCCACAGCCAAAAGGGCGCAGGAGCCCCCCGAAGGCCCUGAGCCUCAUACUGAGGACGAGUCCUCUCCAAUAGAGCUUCAGACUUACACAGAUAGCCCGGCGUCACGGACCACGGACAACCUCACCAUCGACUCCAGCUCCGUAGAGGUGUUGAAACCGGUGUACCAGAAGCCCGGAUUCUUCCUAUCUCUCAAGAACAAGCUUCAAGGUAUCAGCAGCAUUCCCCCAUCGCGCAACGGGCGCCAUAUUCCGCUCGGAGGUAGCACUGAGCUCAUAGACGAAAGAACGGGCCUCCCGUACGUCAACAACAGCAUCACAUCGUCGCGAUACACCCUCGUCACAUUCUUGCCACGGCAGUUGUACGCGCAGUUCCUGAAACUCGCAAACACAUACUUCCUCGUGGUGGCAAUCCUCCAGAUGAUCCCUACGUGGUCGACCACAGGCCAGUACACCACGAUCAUUCCGUUGCUUAUUUUCGUGUCGAUCAGCAUGGGGCGCGAGGCGUGGGACGACUUCAGACGCCACAAGUUAGACCGCCGUGAGAACUUGCGGCUCUGCCGCGUACUUGGCACAACCGCAAUGACAUACUGGAAGGAUGUCAAGGUUGGCGACGUGGUGCAGUUGGGAGAAGACGAAUGGGUCCCGGCGGAUAUCGUACUACUUUCUGCGGAGCUGUACAGUGAUCUAGAGCCCCAGGCGUAUAUUGAGACCAUGGCAUUGGACGGUGAGACGAACCUCAAGGCGCGUCUUCCGCCGCGUGCGUUAGCGCAGAUGCAGCACGUUACUAUGCUCAGAGGCGAGAUUACCGCUGAAGAUCCCAACAUUGAUUUGUACAACUUUGAAGGAAGUUUUAUCAUAAGCCAAGGAGAUGGAAUCGAAAAUACAGAGCCCGGCGCCAGAACGGCCCUGGGAAAUGAAAAUACAGACCUUUGUAUCACUCUGAAGGGCCUGGAGUCCUAUGAAUACGCUCAGCACGCGCUGGGAUCCUUUGACGUUCAAUAUACUCAGGAGUCCUACGAAGGCAGCAAAAGCUCUCUGGGGAUGGAGGACACUGGAUCUAGCGCUCUCAGCCAUGCUUUGGGCCCCGACAACAUUAUCUAUCGAGGAUCGAUCAUCCGAAACACCCGCUCCUGCACUGGUAUUGUCGUCUUCACCGGUGAAGAGACCAAGAUACGCAUGAACUCCAUCAAAAACCCGCGCGUUAAAGCUCCUAAGCUUCAAAAAGCCAUCAACCGCAUCGUUCUCUUUAUGGUGUGCGUGGUGGUGUGCCUCCUGGCCUUCUUCACCAUGGCGCAGCGCUUGGACUACACACGGAACCGUGCCACUACCUGGUACCUCUACAAUGAAGAUGUAGGUGUCGCAGCGAUCCUCAUGGGCUAUAUCAUCAUGUUCAACACGCUCAUCCCGCUCUCGCUCUAUGUCACGACUGAGAUUAUCAAGGUGAUGCAGGUAUUGUUGAUGUGCUGGGACCUCGACAUGUACCACUAUGAGAGCAACACGCCUGCGGAAUCUAAAACUGCGACGAUUUUAGAGGAAUUGGGGCAGGUGAGCUACAUCUUUAGUGAUAAAACCGGAACGUUAACCGAUAACAUCAUGUUAUUCAAGAAGUUCAGUGUAGGGGGCAGGAGCUGGGAACACAACUCCUCCGACCCCUUUGCACCUUCUGACACAGAUCCAUUUACUGCUCCCUCUGAUUCUCGGGAGUUGAUCCGACACCUCCAGACCCACCCUGAAUCCCUUUUUUCGCAGAAAGCAACCCUUUUUCUCCUCUCGCUCGCUCUCUGCAACACGUGUUUGCCGAAACCUGGUCUAGAAGGAGUCUCCUAUCUGGCAUCGUCUCCCGAUGAGCUUGCGUUAGUAAUGGCAGCGAAGGAGAUGGGCUUCGUGGUGUUUGAGCGCCAGCACACCCAGCUUGUGAUCAAGACCUACCCUCACGGCCCCAGUGCUGCGCCCGUACUCGACCGUUACGAGGUAAUGGAUGUGAUCGACUUUACUUCUACGCGCAAGCGCAUGUCUGUGGUGGUAAAGUUCCCUGACGGAAGACUAUGCUUGGUGUGUAAAGGCGCUGAUAAUGUCAUCUUGGAGCGCCUCAAGGUACACGAAAUGGCGGCAAGGAUCUCCCAGACCAUGUUGGAGACCACGACCGCGCGUAAGAACGCAGAGGCAGAGGCGGUGUUGCGAAAGAUGGCAUCACAGGAGCCGCGUACCUCCGUUGCGUCGCUCCGUCAGAGCUUUUCGCUCGCGCGUCACAGCACCGUGCGCGUCUCGAUCGACAGCCCCGUAGUGCAGGACGAGGAACUCGCGGAGAUCAUCCAGGAGUCGCGCAGGUCGCUUCACAUCCAACAAGCGCAGAAAUACCACUUGGCAGAGGAAUCGUAUAUCCCCCCUGACAAUCUUGUUGCGAACGAGGAAUAUGUGAUUGAAAAGACUUUGGAGCACGUGGAAGAGUUUUCCACCGAGGGCUUACGUACGUUAUUGUAUGCGUACCGCUGGCUCGACGAGAGUGAGUACGCGACGUGGGCAACGAAGUAUGCGGCGGCAAAAACGGUUAUUUCGGGACGCGCAGCACAGGUCGCGGCGGUUGGCAGCGUGCUCGAGCGUGACAUGCUGCUCGUGGGUGCGUCCGCGAUUGAAGAUAAGCUCCAACACGGGGUGGCCGCGGCAAUCGAGAAGCUCCGCCGUGCAGGAAUCAAGAUGUGGAUGCUCACAGGGGACAAGCGCGAGACAGCCAUCAAUAUCGGUUACGCAUGCAAGUUGAUCCGUGACUACUCCACAGUCGUGGUGUUGGACAUUGCGGCUGGGAAGGAUGAGUUGCUCCAGCGGAUUUCUGCGACGGAUCUCGCGAUAGGGGGCAUGGCUCAUUGUGUGGUGGUGAUUGACGGUACCACGCUCAUGGAGCUCGAGCGCGACUGUCCUGCGAUGAGCUUGCUUGUGGAGUUGUGUUGUAAGACCGAUGCGGCAGUUGUGUGCCGCGCGUCGCCCGCGCAGAAGGCGCACAUGGUGUCUGCGGUACGAACGUUGAAGCCCGAAAGCGUGACGCUUGCGGUCGGCGAUGGUGCAAACGAUAUUGCGAUGAUCCAGAGCGCGGACAUCGGUGUGGGGAUUACCGGAAAAGAGGGACUUCAGGCCGCGCGUAGCGCGGACUAUGCGGUUGCGCAGUUCCGCUUCUUGCUCAAGCUCUUGCUUGUUCAUGGGCGCUACAACUACGUCCGGACAUCCAAGUUCGUCUUGCUCACAUUCUACAAGGAAUUAUUAUUCUACCUUUCUCAGGGGGUGUACCAGCGGUACACAAUGUAUACUGGGUCGUCGAUGUACGAGAGCUGGUCUCUUUCCAUGUUUAACACUCUCUUCACAUCCCUCUGUGUGAUUUGUGUGGGAAUGUUUGAAAAAGACUUGAAGCCUGCUACGUUGCUUGCAGUUCCAGAGUUGUACAAAACUGGGCGACUCUCGGAAAUUUUCAACCUCCGGGCCUUUGUCAUGUGGAUGCUCGUGGCGGCCAGCCAGAGCUUGCUUCUAACAUUCGUGAGCUAUGAGAUCUGGGGCUUUGGGGCGUUGCGAGACAACUCCACCUUCCCCACGGGUGUGCUUACCUUUACAACUUUGGUGAUUGUGAUCAAUGUCAAGUGCCAGUUGCUUGAAAUGCAUAACCGUACGGUCUACGCGUUCGGCUCGCUUAUCAUCGCCAUUGGUGGAUGGUUCCUCUGGAACUUGAUCAUUGCGGGGCUUUACAAGACAAAAGAGUCGCCGAUUUUCUACGUCGCGUAUGGGCUCAUUGAGGAGUUUGGUCGCGAUUACACUUGGUGGGCCGCAUUGCUUGUGCUAGUGGUGGUGUCCGUCUUGGUAGAUGUAUUGCUCAAGGCAGCCAAGUUCGCCGUGAGCCCCACCCGUGUGGAGAUCUUCCAGGUGUUGGAAAAAGACUAUGAAUCGCGUAAGUUUUUUGAGGAAAACGCGUUCGAGGAGAUGAAGCAGGGCUGGACCUGGCCUCAGGACCAACCGCUCAGCGGCAAGUUGCACGCACGCAUAUUUGGAAAGAAAAUGUUGGUGGUCGGCGAAGAUGCGUAUUCGCGGAAGAGAGCUGGUACGCUGGAACUUCCGCCGCUUAGCCAACUGGGCCAUGACUCGGAUGACUACAACGUGUUGCCCAGCGGAAAGGCGUUUCGCAUCCGCAGUGAUAGCACGUUGGGGGUUAUGCGCAAGAAGUUGCGGUUUAAGGGAGAGGUAGAAGAAGUGGAGAAUGUGGAUGCGAUUAUUGAGCAGCGGUUCCAAAAUUUACAACUGGAAGAGGAAGCCAUUAGGGGAGUAUAG